Saprolegnia parasitica CBS 223.65 is the source of this 2827-nucleotide messenger RNA. Its product is annotated as serine/threonine protein kinase. Gene Ontology annotation, molecular function: protein binding; ATP binding; protein kinase activity. The transcript is spliced from 11 exons. NCBI's taxonomy places the organism in Eukaryota, Oomycota, Saprolegniomycetes, Saprolegniales, Saprolegniaceae. The record is from RefSeq and is a predicted model, not a curated record. The coding region runs from base 29 to 2827 and encodes 932 amino acids. Gene Ontology annotation, biological process: protein phosphorylation.
GCCGAAACGACCGAGACAGGCGGAUGACAUGACCGAGAUCGUGCCCUCGCCGCGCCACAUUUCGCUGUCGCGCGUGGUUGUCGAAAAGACCGAAAGCCGACUGCUGGCGCGAAGUACGUACUGGGAGAUCUAUGAAGCCACGUAUGGCGCGACGACGGUCGCCGCGCUCUGCUACCGCCAGUCGAGUCGCCACGACACGCUUUGGGCGGCCACAGUCCACUAUAUCGACCGCCUUCUCGCCGCCGUACACCCCCAUGUGCUGCAAGUGAUCGGUCUCGUCUACGAUAUGUCGGCGCAUCGACGCCACGCGUUGCCCGCGUGCCUUCUCGUCGAGAAGACGUCCAUGAGCCUCUUUGACGCACUGCACACGCACAAAAUAGUCUUUAGUGAUGCCGACAUUGUCACCAUCGCGAUCCAAGUCGUGCAAGUGAUUGCAUUCUGCAACGGCGUCGGGCUCCGCCAUCUCACGAGCCGAAAAGUGCUGCUGCUCGACCCGUCGCUGCCAAAAAUCAAGAUUGCGGGCCUCUAUCAGCGCGACAUUCUUGAAAUGGCCAACGCACCGACCAAGGCGACGCCGUAUGAGCCACCGGCGACUGCAUCGGCCAUCAACGCCGACAUGUACGCAUUUGGCGUCCUUCUCUGGGAACUCUGUACGAGCGAGAAACCAACUGUCGAGCUCUUCCACUGCACAGCCCAGGUUCGCGUCGCUCGGCCGCACUUGGAACUUGCAGAAAGUCUCAUUCGCGCAUGCACGCACGAGGACGCGGGAUCGCGCCCCUUGGCAACCGAGGUCCUCGCCGAGCUUCUCGAAUUUCAGACGCGCCGCGCGUCGUUGCCACCCGAGAUCGGUCGCCCGGCGCCGCCAUCGAGCGUUGUGUUGCAUCAAACGCUGCAGCGCCUCGCGGCCGUCGAAAGCCAAGUGCUCGAUGAACAGCGCAAUUUUGACGUUGUCGUCGGCCAACUCGAGUUUGCCAACGCCGAAAUCGGGUCGCUGCAAGAUCUUUUGAGCACCAAGACGGAGCGCCUCGGGGCACUCGAGACAGCGCACGCCCAAGCCCUCUUGCGGGUGGCGGACCUCGACGCGUGGGAGAGCACACUGGAAGCGCAGCUCGCCGCCGCCACACAGCGCGUACUGGAGCUGGAACACGAGAUGCAGCGGCUCGAGCACCAGACAGCGCAUCAAAAGGAGCAAGCGGCCAAGACACGCCUCGAUAUCGAAAGCGCCAUCUUCGAGAAGCAGCAGUUGCGGCAGCUCGUGCAGGCACUCGAAGCCAAAGUGCGCGACGCGGAGACAACAGUAGCUCAAGAAAAAGACGUGAGCGACGAGCUCAAUGUGCGUUGGCAGCAAACGAUCAAGCACUGCCAGCAAGAACAGCUUCAGCGGGAAAAGCUCGAGCGACAACUGACGCAGCUGCGGCUGGAAAACAAGGACGCCCUCGACCAGCUCCGCGAUUGGCAUCCCGACACGGGUGUGCUCGCCAAGCAACGCCAAGCUACGAUGGACGACCAAGUGCUCGAGCACUUGCGUCGCAUUCAGACGCUCACACGCGAGAUGGUCGCGCUCAAGCUCGAUGCGACGGCACUUCAAGACGAGCUUGUCGCGAGCCGCGCGCGCGAACAGGCACUCGGUGUCCGCGUCGCUGAUCUCCAGUGUGCGGUGGCGCAGGCCGAGGCAGCGACGGCAGCCGCCACCGCGACAAGCAACGACUGGGCCGAUCGGUUCGCACGGCAAGCUCACGACCUCGAAGCGAGCCUUGACGCCUACCGAGACCUUCAGCGCGCUCACGCCGAAGUGCAGCACCAGCUCUCGCGGGAGCUGCAGCAGCGCCACGACGAAGAAAUGGCGCGAAAAACACGGCGGUGUCUGGACUUGAACUGCGACGCGCCGCCUUUCUUGAUCCAGCCGUCAGGCUAUUGCAAAGACCACGACGCCACGCGAGAACGUGAGAAAGCCGAGAAGCAGCGGCUCUUGGAAGAAGCGCAGCGCCAGAAGCCACCACAUGACGUCGCCGCCGACGCAUUUGCGCUUGGCGGGUUAAAACAGCUCGUGAGCGUCUUGGACACGUUUCAGGAAAGCGCUGCGGUCGUGGCUGCGGUUCUCAAGAAGCUGCACGUGCUCUGCGAAGCCCACGCCGUCCACAAGAACGAGCUUGGCGAUUUGUGUGGGUUCCCGGCGCUUGUCCGCAUUGCGCAAAAUCAGAGCACGCUCGAGGCGACGCAGAUUGCACUCGCUCGAUUGUUUGGCGUCGCAGCUUUCAACCACGACGUCAACCGCAUUCGACUCGUGAGCGAAGGCGCGCUGGACUCGCUACUGCUGGCCAUGGCAGGUUUCCCGCACAGCCUAUCGCUCCAGCAAAGCAGCUGCACGACGCUGACCAACCUGGCGCACAACUGCGAGGGGAACCGCCGCAAGAUCCUCGACAAGGGCGGUCUCGAGCGCAUUCUCGACGCCAUGCAAGCGUUUCCUAAAGAAGCAUCGCUGCAGGAAAGUGCGUGCUGGGCCCUCAUCUCCCUCGCGGGCUCCGAUUUUAUGUGCGAACACAUUGCCUCGCGCGGCGGCGUCGGCGCGAUUCUGGCGGCGAUGCUCAAUUGCCCGAGCAUCGCGUCCGUGCAGUAUUACGGCGUGUGGGCGCUGCUGAACCUCGUCUCGGGCGUCGAAACGCUGCAAGACUUUGCGAUCCAAGAAGGGGCCAUCGAGGUGUGUGAAGCCGCCAUGGCAUGCUUUACCGAGCACGCUGGUAUCCAAGACAAGGCGCAGUGCGUCCUGGACAUGCUCAUCGACAAUCAAGAGCUGCGCGCUACCGAUGCCGUGCUGCCCGAUAAAUAA